AUGACCUCUUCUUGCAAAGAAAUCCCACUCGAAGUGUGGGAACGGCACAAGGACACAAUCUUGGGCCUUCGAUUCCACGAAGGACUCCCGCUUGAUAGCGCCAAGACGAGCUCCAGGAAUGUCGUGCAAGUCAUGCGCGAUGAACAUCAGUUUGAAGCCACGACAGCUCAGUAUGAAGCACAACUCAAGAGAUGGAGAGCGGCCAAAUACCUUAAGAGACAGGAUUGGGAGGCGCUGCUCCCAUUAUACGGUACUCUGGAACGGCAGGGCCUCAAACCACGCGUAAGGCUCGGCGACCAAAUCCUCGAGCACAAGAGAAUAGAGAAGGCCCGCCGCCGAUAUUUUCCAGGAAAGAAUAGGGUACCUCAAGAAAUCAAUGAGUUACUACCUUCAGCGCACACCCGUUUGUGGCGCCUAGAAGUCUGGCGACACGGCCAAUUUUCAGAAUAUUCCGACCAGGAAGCAGAGGCUACGAUUGUAGAUACUCUACCCUCGGCUGUUUUGAGUCGUGGAGAUGCGAAUAUGGAUAUAGAGGAGCUUCCCCUGCCGGCUACUUUGCUCCCAGCACAAAGUGAUCCAAUCUGGACUGCAACCCAGCUCGAAGCCAACACACCCAGCUCCCAGCUUACCAUCUUUCACCCAACUUUACAUUCACCUCAGCCGGACCCUGAUACAUUGAGCCAGAUAACGAGCUAUUUCAUAAGGGAGGGCGUCCUGCCCGGUUCGCCAUUUUUUCAUCCUACUGCGUGUGUUUCAUCAAGUCCGAGGAAUGAAGCAGAUGCUUUAGUAGCGCAAUACGAGCCCCAGUUGCUGCUGUCUGAUGAGCAUACAAAUACAAUGCUCCGACGUAUAUCUCGAGAAACACCCUGUCUCUCUUCCGAUACACUACUUCUACCAAAUUACAGGGGGAGCAGUAGUAUUUACAAUUCUAUACCUCCUCUGGUUGCAUGUCAGGAUGAGCCCCGAUUCGUCCUCUCUGAUGCAAAUAUUAAGCUCAUGGUCCAAAACAUGCUUCAAGAGCCCCCGAACAGUAUAUGCACGAAUCUAGCGAGUAACACUGUUCAGACCGUGUCUGAGCGGCUUGCGUCGCUACUUCGCGAUGAUUUCUUCGAAGGCGAAUGCCCUGACAACUCCGGCGCAGUUUCUACGACCAUCUCACUGUCCGAAAUCCACGGAAGGAUUCUCCUCUCAAUCGCUAAUAAUUUCGCGGGCCUAGAAGGCGUCCCGAGUGCUAUUAUUCUAGGUGUACUGAAGUCCUCGUCUGAGAUGACAGUAAACAUCCAGAAAUACCUCCAGUCUGGAAUACUAAGUAUUUCCAAGCCCCUAGCUGACAAUCUAUUCCGCGCUGCCAUCGAAGCAGGCGAUUAUGAUCUUGUCGACAUGGUUCUGAAAACCACCCAUGGCCAAGCCAAUGAGAUCGACGUGAAUGGGAUUGUUUCUAAACUGCACGGCGAAACUUUUACUGCGCUUUCAUUGGCUUCUUAUUUGCACCAGCCUGCCCUUGUCCGCAUGCUCAUUGAUUACGGAGCCAAAGUUCACGUUCCCGGGGAUUCGGUCUCGAGAAGUUGCGCAUUGACCUCACUCUACCAAGAAUACUGCGUUAUAUGGGAAAAUAUGCAAAACAAAUCUCGGUGUCCUAAGAAUGCAGAAAAAGCUGCUGAAAUCGCAAAGUUAUUGCUGGACAAAGAACCUAAUGCUGUUGUGAGAUUGCUCAAAGAUGACUUUUUUACCACGCCUUGCCAGCUGCUUGAAGUAUUAGUUCAAGCUGUGCCCCCAGAGCACCAUCACGAACUGUUUAUUCCACGAGAGGUUCAACGAUUCGGAGAGUGUGGGCAAGGAGUAUGGAGACUGGGUAGCGUUGUGGAAAAUUUGAGGCCACCGGUAGCAAUCAAGUUCAUCAAAGGCCUUUUGGCAGAGUGCAACAUGAAAUGCGCAGGGAGCUGCGCGGAGAAGAGUAGCAAGGAUCUCAAUCACCUUCUCACUCUGUCCAUAACAAAGGGCAGCAUGGACCUUACCAAUUACCUCCUGGAACAUACUAGACCGACUAUAGGAAACCUUUCGGCUGCUAUUCGCGGCGGACAACAGAACGUGGUGGAGCUCAUGUUGGAGCAAAGUGCUAUUACUCAUGGGGAAGCCAUAUGCUUAAGGAACAUGUCCCAUCAAUAUGGCUUUACUGGUCGAUGCCGAAUGCCAACGACGCCGCUAGCUGAGGCCAUAAGGACGCAAAAUUGCGGUCUCGUUAGGCAUCUGGAGGAAAGGGGUGCCCUGGAUAGAAUAUCUGACCCGUCCUUGCCCGAUCUACAAGCAGCAAUUAUCGCAACAGUGGAGAGGGGCAAUUUGCCCUAUCUCAAACAGCUUCUGGAACGAGCUCCACCCAGAAUCGGGGAAGCACUGGAAUGUGCUAUUGUAGACGCAAUAGAGCUUAAACAUGCCAAAAUCGCCGAUACACUAAUGGUAUAUCUUGCUGGGGGCGACUACGCGCCUUACCAUAUUUCGGAUCAAAUAAUGCAAUCGGCGUUAGAAAUGCAGGAUAAAGACCUGGUAUACAAGACGGUUAGGUAUUUCGGAUCAUCAGAAUUGAGCAGUGAACACUUAGAGAAGGCCGCCCGCUGGGGGGACGUGAGUAUUAUCAAAUACUUAUAUGAACUGGAGCCGAUUCGCAUUCUCAGAUAUCGCAGCAUGGCACUUGAAGUGGCGAUCGAAAACAACCACGUCGAGUUGGCGACUUUUCUUCUCGAUCGGGGUACCAAGCCUGUUGGACUUCAAAAAGCAAUAGAGGUUGGUAGCUCUGAAUUGGCGCAGCUCUUGCUAAGAUACAGCGCUGAUCCAGCCAACGAGGACGCUUUCUCACUUGCUCUUCAUGCCUCUAAUACUUCUUUUCUCAAAAUCCUAUCGGAGGCUUUCGCCUUGAUGUAUCCCAAUGGAAAGAAAGGAUUCGGCGGGAAGGCAUUGGCCACGACAUUUGAUGCUCGUGAUAGUUCAUCCCUGGAAUUCUUGGUGGGGUUGAACCUAGAUGUGAACAGCAUUGUGCCUCCGCAUGAUUCCAAACUUGGUCAUGCUACCACUAUCUUGUAUGCCAUCAAUUGGUGCGGGAAAUAUGACCCGGUGGGCAUUGAUAUGAUCAGCCAGUUACUCAAGGCUGGCGCCAGGCGUGACCGCCAGCCUCUCCAGUUGGCUGUCAUGUCUGGCAACCUGCAGAUAGUGAAGUUGCUCCUGGAUAAUGGGUUCGACGUUAACCAACCAACACUUGAGCGUCUAAGUCGCACCCCCCUGCAGCGGGCAUGCGAAUUAGGCAACUUCCAGAUGGUCGAAUACCUCCUCAAUCAAGGUGCAGAAGUCAAUGCUUUCCCAGCGGUAAAUGGUGGUGGGACCGCCCUUCAGCUUGCGGCUAUCAACGGGAAUGUGAGAGUUGUUAGGCUUCUUCUGGACAAAGAAGCUAAUAUCCAUGCUGAUCCAGCGCUAAUUCAUGGACGAACAGCUCUCGAAGCGGCGGCGGAACAUGGUCGGAUUAGUGUCCUUAAUAUUUUGCUUGAAAAAGGAGCUGAUGGAUACAGUAUGGAUGCUAUUGAAAAGGCAAAAUCAUUUGCAGAGAAGCAAAAGCAAAGGGGUUGUGAGGAGCGGCUCAAACAAGCCCUCGCUGCCUGUGCGAAUGGCAAGCAAUUGUCGGCCAAAGCGCUGCUUGAGGCAAGGGACAAUGUCAAUCGGGUUCAUCCCUUGACCGGCACCCCGCUGGUGAGCGCGGCGUUCAGGACUCAUAAGGGUAUCGUCAUGCUUCUUCUGCGGAACGGGGCUGACGUCAACGCGGCAAAUGUACACGGGACAACUGCUUUGCAUCAGGCUGCAUCACUGGGCCUAGUCGACAUGGCCCAGUGCUUGGUACUACACGGGGCCGAUUUGUAA
Messenger RNA from Clonostachys byssicola, 3900 nucleotides. The record is from the annotation of a GenBank genome assembly. Lineage: Eukaryota; Fungi; Ascomycota; Sordariomycetes; Hypocreales; Bionectriaceae.